Populus nigra (black poplar) is the source of this 722-nucleotide messenger RNA. RefSeq names its product protein SENESCENCE-ASSOCIATED GENE 21, mitochondrial-like. Gene Ontology annotation, biological process: response to stress. Lineage: Eukaryota; Viridiplantae; Streptophyta; Magnoliopsida; Malpighiales; Salicaceae. The coding region runs from base 144 to 422 and encodes 92 amino acids. Gene Ontology annotation, cellular component: mitochondrion. The record is from RefSeq and is a predicted model, not a curated record. The transcript has a single exon.
CCCUUAAGGCUACCUUCUAUCAUCACAUGUUUUCGCAACCUUGAGCAGAGAGAGUCUAGAAAGAAAAAAGGAAGAGUGACCCUUUGUUUCUCUCAGCUGCUGCACAAGGUUUCGAAUCAAAUCAUAAGCUGUUCUUAAUUACAAUGGCUCGUUCUUCCUCAAACACAAAGGUCAUCUCUGGCUUGAUCAGCAAGGCGAUCAACGGCAGAGGAUUCUCAGCUGUUGCAUCACAAGGAGCUGCUGUGUCCAAGGCAAGAAGCGGUGCUGAUGCCACGGUGAAGAAAACGGGGGAGGAGGUUGGCAAGUCUACCGAGAAGACUCCCUGGGUUCCAGAUCCUCGUACUGGAUUCUACAGACCAGGGAAUGUUGCGGAGGAAAUCGAUGAGGCUGGAUUACGUGCUUCCCUCUUGAAGAAACAUUGAGAGAUCACUAUCUAAUCUUAUUAAUAAAAUUUGAUUACUAUAUCAUGUUCUACGGUACAAAACGAAGGAUCGAUGGACGCGUGUGUGUUGUGGGGGGGGGGGGGUGGUUCUGAUGCAUUGGCAGCUUGGGCUAUCGGUGUGUGUGCAAAAAAAAAAAAAAAACAGAUCUUGGCUCGAUUCGAUUACUGUUAUGGCAUACAUCUCUGUCCUCUCUCUGUUUAAGGGACAGAAUUCGCAGAUAUCUUACAGAUGUAGUAUCUCUUCCUAUAAAUUCAUUAUGCAAUUACAGGUUAUUUAUCA